Molecule: messenger RNA, 558 nt
Organism: Batrachochytrium dendrobatidis JAM81
Lineage: Eukaryota; Fungi; Chytridiomycota; Chytridiomycetes; Rhizophydiales
Exons: 5
Coding region: 1-558 (185 amino acids)
Biological process (GO): Rap protein signal transduction
Cellular component (GO): plasma membrane
Molecular function (GO): GTPase activity; GDP binding; GTP binding
Source: RefSeq, a predicted model, not a curated record
AUGCGUGAAUACAAGCUUGUUGUUCUCGGGUCUGGCGGUGUUGGCAAAUCUGCAUUGACUGUUCAAUUCGUCCAAUCGAUUUUUGUCGAAAAGUAUGAUCCUACUAUUGAAGAUUCAUACCGAAAGCAGGUUGAGAUUGAUGGUCAACAAUGCAUGCUCGAGAUUUUAGACACUGCUGGAACAGAGCAAUUUACUGCAAUGCGUGAUCUAUAUAUGAAAAACGGACAAGGAUUUGUCCUGGCGUAUAGUAUCACCUCACAAGCAACCUUUAAUGACCUGGUUGAGCUGAGAGAGCAAAUCUUGCGCGUCAAGGACAGUGACAAGGUGCCCAUGGUACUCGUAGGAAACAAGUGUGAUUUAGAGGAUGAUCGUGUGGUCUCCAAAACAGAGGGACAAUCAUUGGCGACACAAUGGGGCACAUGCACAUUUCUGGAAACCAGUGCAAGAAAGAAGAUCAAUGUGGAUGAAGUCUUUUUUGACCUUGUACGCCAAAUCAACAAAAGUAUGCCCGAAAAGGAAAAGAAAAAGGACAAGAAAAAGGGUUGCAUGAUUCUGUAA